Messenger RNA from Aphidius gifuensis, 2935 nucleotides. Its product is annotated as disks large-associated protein 5-like. Gene Ontology annotation, cellular component: nucleus; cytoplasm; spindle pole centrosome. Gene Ontology annotation, biological process: regulation of mitotic cell cycle; signaling; centrosome localization. The record is from RefSeq and is a predicted model, not a curated record. The transcript is spliced from 2 exons. Gene Ontology annotation, molecular function: microtubule binding. NCBI's taxonomy places the organism in Eukaryota, Metazoa, Arthropoda, Insecta, Hymenoptera, Braconidae. The coding region runs from base 228 to 2900 and encodes 890 amino acids.
UGACAAUUUGUUAAUUAAUUUUUUAAACAUUUUGUCGUUGGAAAAAUGCACCAGGGCAAUGCUUGUUGCUUUUGCAAUUCCAAUUCACACGUUGUCAUUGUUUACUAAUUGUAUUAAUCAGUAUUAAUUAACUAAUGUGUUUCUUAAUUACUAAAUUAAUUAAUUUAAUAAAUUUACGUAAAUUUUGAGAAUAGUAAAAGUAAAUAAUAAAGAGGGUUUUAGUUAUCAUGGAUCGUUUAAGAGAAUAUAAAAAAUCUCGUAAUCCAUUUACAAGUGAAGCAGCAAGAUUUAAACGUGCUGAACAAACAGAAUUACGAAGACGUCAACAACGAGAUAAACAUGUUGCUCAACGACGUGAAAUAAUAAUUGAUGAAAAACUUGAUGAUACUUUGACAGAUGAAGAACCUAAAGACAUAUUGUCAAAAUUAAAAAAAUGGAAAGAAGAAAAAGCUCUAAAAAAAAAGCUUAAUGCUAAAAAUAAAAAGCCUGUUUUUAAAAUUGGUAUACCUCAUCAUAAUUUUUAUUCACCAACAUCAAAAGAUGAUAAGCCACAUUGUCAUCAUAAAAGAAAUAAGGAUGUCAUUAAUACUGAGCCAAAAAAAAUAAGUAAAGCAACAGAACGUCGUUUGGCAUUAAAAGCUGCUGCUGCUGCUGCUUCAGCUGCAUCAGCUGCAUCAACAGAAAGUGGAAAAACUCCAAUUGCAAGAUGUACACGUUCUAGAAAAAAAGCAGCAGCAGCUGCUGAAGCUAUUGCUGUUUCAUUAAAAAGUGAAUCAAUUGCUCCUAAAAAUUAUGAAUUUAAAAAUCCAAUAGCUGAUUCAAUGCCACUAUUUGGUCGUUUUAAUAUUCCAAUGGAGCCUGAUACACCCAAAGAACAAACUAAUAAAUAUCAAUUUACAUUUGAAUUAAAUACAAGUAAUGAUAAAAAAAAUCUAGAUGAUACACCAAAAGAUAAAACUAAAGAGCAAGAAAUAAGUCCACAAAUAACUGAUGAAAAUGAUGAAUUAAAAAUUUCUGAUGAUGAUCCAGUAAUUGAACAAUCAGAGACAAAUGAUACAUCAAUUGAAUCAAUAACGUUACGUGUAUCAUCACAAGAGUCACUUGAUAGUAAUGAAGGUGAAAAAAUAAUUAAUAAACAUUUAAAUAUACAAGAUAAAUGUUCAUCACCAGUUGCAGCACAAUUUUCACCAUUUGUUACAACAAGUCGUGGUAAAAGUAGUGCAAGAAAAGAAUUUAAAAAACGUAUGAGUUUACGUACAAGUUGUUCACCAGCUGAUGAUAUUCCAACAAAAGAUACAGUUAUGAAAAAUUUAAAUAUAUCUAUUGAUGAAGAAGAACAUACUGCACAAUAUUACAGAUCAUUAGGUGAACGUGAAGCAAAUAGACUCAGAGAACUUUGUUUAAAUUGGAGAAAAAUACAACAUUUAUCAGAUACACCAGAAGAAUCAAUUCAUCAUAUUAAUUCAGCAAUUGGACAAGCUGAACUUUUACUUAAUAAAAAAUUUGGUAGAUUUCAACAAUUAGUUGAUAAUUGUGAAGAUGGAAAAGGUGAAAUGUUAGUACGUUGUCGUGAUUUACAAGGUUUUUGGGAACUUGUAGCACGUGAAACUGCUGAUUGUGAUUCACGUUUUUGUAAAUUAGAAAAACUUAAAGAUAAUAAUUGGACUGAAGAAGAAGAAGAACAACAACAAGUUCAUAAAGUUAUACAAAAAAAACCAGUUAACAAGAAAAAAAAUGUUGUUAAAAAAAAACAAAAUACAGCAAAAAGUCAAAUGAAAUUAUUCAUUGAAGAACAAAGAAAAAAAAAAUUACAAGAACAAAGUGAUAAUGUAAAUGUGGAAAAUAAUGAAAAUAUAAUAGACGAUAAAAUUCAGCCAUUUUCAACACCAAGAAAAAGUUUAUUAUCAUCUGAACCAUUUAUUUCAGCAAGUCCAAAAAGUUUAGUGAGACAUCAACUAACAGAUAGUGCUAAAAAAAUGGCUUUAGCAAGUAUGAAAAUAACCCAAAUUUACAAAACACCAGAAUUAAAACUUGAUAAAUCAAUAUCAUAUGUUAAUUCACAUCAAACACCAGGUAAAGGAAUAUUAAAAAAGCUUCAAUUUGAAUUACCAGUUAGUGAAAAACGUAAUACAACAAAAUCAACAUUUAAAGUAAAUUUUAAUGAUACAAUUGAUGAAAAAGAAUUACCAAGUGAUGAUGAUGAAUUACCAGUUGAAUUACCAGUUGUUAAUAUUGAUAAAAAUGUAACUGUUGUUUUGGAAAAAAUUGAUCCAGUUAAUAUAUCUCCAAUAGAAAAUGAGAAUGAAACUGAUAAUGAAAAAGUAAUUUCUCUUGAUAAGAAAAAAUUAACUUUUGAUGAUAGUUUAAAUUGUGAGCUUGAUGAAAAAUUGUCUGAUGAAAAUGAAAAAUCAAAAGAUAAUGUUAAUUCAAGUAUUCCAAGUAUUACAUUAACAUCACCAACUCCAAUAAAACAAAGAAUUAAUCCAGUUAUAAAUAUUAUAAAUUCAACACCAAAUAAAAAACAGCAAAAAAAAAGAAAUAAAAAAUGUGAUAGUAUUGAUGUUAUUGAAACACCAAGACAAUUGAGAAGUCGUUCAAUAAAAAUUGAUGAAAAUGAAAAUAUAAAAAGUAUAAAAUCUUGUGAUACAUCACAAAUGGAUUUAUCAACAAAAGAUAUUACUGAUAAAGAAAAUAUUGCUAAUAAAAAGAAAAAUAUUAAAAAAAUAUCUGAUGAAGAUAAUAACAAUAUCAGUUUAAAUAUGCCAUCAACACCAAGAAAAUCAACUAGAUUAAGUACAAAAAAUACUACUACUGAUGAUACAUGUAAUGCUUGUUCAAUUAUUUUACCAUCAACUCCAAUGACACCACGACGAAGAAAAAAAAUUGAAAAAACAGAAUAAUUUUUAAUUGAUUGAUAUUUUUAAAUUAACAAAAA